This is a messenger RNA of Pleurotus ostreatus (oyster mushroom), 717 nucleotides long. RefSeq names its product exosome non-catalytic core subunit rrp40 (gene RRP40). The coding region runs from base 1 to 717 and encodes 238 amino acids. The transcript is spliced from 4 exons. Lineage: Eukaryota; Fungi; Basidiomycota; Agaricomycetes; Agaricales; Pleurotaceae. The record is from RefSeq and is a predicted model, not a curated record. Gene Ontology annotation, molecular function: RNA binding. Gene Ontology annotation, cellular component: nuclear exosome (RNase complex); cytoplasmic exosome (RNase complex). Gene Ontology annotation, biological process: exonucleolytic trimming to generate mature 3'-end of 5.8S rRNA from tricistronic rRNA transcript (SSU-rRNA, 5.8S rRNA, LSU-rRNA); nuclear polyadenylation-dependent rRNA catabolic process; CUT catabolic process.
AUGUCCAUCAUCCUGCCUGGCGAACAUGUGCCGGCGCGCCAUGUAAACCUCAAGCUGGGACCGGGUCUCCUUCAACUAUCGAGCCCGGAUAAACGUAGAGGGAUCGCAGACGAGGGACUUGGUAUAAUUUCCACCAAAGCUGGCACACUCCACCAUUCAACGAAUCAAAGCAAAUGGUGGAUCGAAAAUAAUUCACGGCGUUACGUACCAGCACAACAAGAGAGCGUCAUCGGGGUCAUUAUCCUCCGCAGCGGGGAAGGCUUUCGUGUGGACAUUGGGUCUGCACAUACAGCCUCGCUGGAUGGCCUGGCUUUCGAAGGGGCAACGAAACGGAAUAAACCCAACCUCAAGAUCGGCUGUCUAGUCUAUGCAAGAGUGUCGCUGGCUCACAAAGACAUGGAGCCUGAACUCGAGUGCUUCGACGCGCAGACGCGUAAAGCUGAAGGAUUCGGAGAGCUAAAAGAAGGAUUCCUGGUGCGAUGUAGUUUGAAGAUGAGCCGAUUAUUAUUGGAUCCCAAGCACUUCCUUCUCCCUCUGUUAGGCCAUCGAUUCCCCCUUGAAGCAGCUGUGGGCAUGAACGGGCGGAUAUGGGUGAAUACCAAAGAGAUGAAGCACACUAUUGCGGCGACGAGAUGCAUCGAAGCGGUUGAUCCGGAUGGAGGUGGGAUGGAUGAGAGAGGUGUCAAGGAAUUUUUGAACGCCCUCGACGUAGAAUGA